UUUGACAACAGAAUAAAUAAAAAAAAACUAUCGAAAUCGACCAAACCAUUAACUCCAUUAAGUAGGUAUUCCAAGCAAAACGCAGGUAAAGAACCCUUUUUUCUUGCAAUAGAAAUGGAUAAAGCUUUUGAGAUCCAAAAAAAUGCUCGAGACAAUGUGAAGUCCUUACAAACAUAUCUCACAGACUUGCAGAAUUGGGAAUCGGAGAUGAAACGUAAAGAGGCCGCGCUCAACGGAAACUUUGAGCAGGAUUUACCUCCAGUGAGAAGCAAGACACGCAAAGAGAGGCCAAUUCAAGUGAAAAAGAAGCAACUAAAUAGAAUAUCCUCGUCAGACUACAGUAGUUGGGAGAAAUUCGAUGUGGACAAAGCAUGUGAAGAAGUAGAUAUGGCAGCAAAGGGCCCGAUGUCCCUUGAUAGCAAACAGAGUGAGGAAGAGAAACAGGACAAGUUAAGAGAGGAAGCGCAAUAUGAGAAAGAGAGGGGAAAUACAUUUGUGAAGCAAGAGAAAUGGGAUGAUGCAAUAUCUUGUUAUAAUAGAGCUAUUGAAUUAGUCAAAAAUGAUGCUAUUUACUAUGCUAAUAGAGGACUUUGUUAUCUUAAGAAGGAGAGCCUCCAUCAAGCAGAAAAAGACUGUACUGCAGCUUUGAAAUUGGACUCGACAUAUGUAAAAGCAUUACAGAGACGAGCCACUGCUAGGGAGAAACUUGGCUCUCUGAGAUCGGCCAGUGCUGAUCUCUAUGAGGUGCUAAAGCUUGAGCCUAAUAAUGUAGCUGCGAGAAAACAAUUGGAAACUAUUAAAGCUAGGAUGGGAACUAAGGGCUCAAAAUCUAAGUCAUCACCGUUAUCAACCCCAACUUUGGAAUCCAAGUCCAUAAUCCCAAACGACUCCAAACCAAAAGUGGUAGAAAUUAGUUCAGUUGAAUCGACGCCGCAGGAGAAAUGGAGGACCGGUGUUGGGGAAAAUAUUACGGUCAUUAAAACGGUGAAGAAGCCACCGCAUUUGAGAUCCAAGAGAGCCUUAAAACACGUAACAAUACAAGAAAUACCCCUUGGCUGCACAGUACCCAAAGUGGAAGCCAAAACAAUCGACAAUUUAGCCCAAGGUGACACCAAUAAUAACUCAGAUGAAACAAAAGACUGUGCUCUGUCAGCUAAAGGCGAUAAUAUAGAAAUUAAUUCAAACGAAAUUAAAUCUAUGGAUAAAAUGGUCCCGCCAGUGAAUAGUGUUCAAUUUAUGAAUGAAUGGAAGUGUUUGAAGGGUUCGGUUGAGGCAAGGAGUAACUACUUAAAUAUAAUCGAUCCAACAAAUAUACCAUCGAUAUUUGCGAAUGCAUUAGAAAGUGAUGUUUUAUCGGAAUUAUUGAGUGCAUUAUACGAAUUUAAGGACAAAUACACACGAGGUCUGAGUCUUUACCUUCAAGCCUUCACACGCGUUAAGAGAUUUUCCGCGUUAGCUAUGUUUUUGGCUGAUAAUGAUAAACUUUUGGUCAAUAAAAUGCUGGUACAUUGUAAAACAAAGGAGGGUCUUAGCGAUGACGUGAUAAAUGAACUGAAGAACAAAUACGAGCUUUAGUUAGCAUUGAUUUGUAGAUAGAACGGAAUAUGCGUGUGAUUGAAAUUUUUUUUACGUUAAUUUUAGUUGAAAUUAAAAUGUUUAUAAACAAAAAGACACGGAAUAGAAGAAAAAUAAUGAAUUUAAAGUCAAGACUUAAGCAAAUAUGACUUCCAUACGUCAAAAUCCAUUACGUUUUUGGGUUUCAUAGUUUGUUUUUUGACUAUGAAACUUAAUAAGCGUGACGCAUAGUGCAUGUCGCAUCGUCAUGAUGAUAUGGUGACAAUCUAAUUUUGGAAUGUCGACUAAAAAUAAAUUCAUUGGUUACCAUGGUUACGAUCUGUCAAAAUUUUUGCAUGUUGACACUCGCCCUUCAAUAUUUUUUAUCUAUUCCAUAUUUAAAUCCAAUGCAAUCUAUGGACUUUCAGAGCAUUCGAAUUGAACUUCAUUCCAUUGCUGAAAAUUUGUAUUGCGUUCUAAAAUCAAAUUUACGUCAUCUAUUAAUUGUCAUAGAUAAAGCGCGCCAAAAUGUUUUUUAUUAUAGCGAUGGUACGUUUCAAAACACGCAUAGUUCCUGUUAAGGAAGGGAAGUACACGCGUGAUGAUUCUUAUGGCCUCAAAGUAAUAAAUUUAAGUGAAAUUUUAAUGUGUUUAAAUGUAUCUAAUUUAGCAUAUCUGAAAGAACAAUAUUUACUGUUAGCUUAAGUAGUUUUUUUGCAAAAUUAAACUAAACCUUCAGGAAUACCAUGCUCGUUUACUAAAACCUUUAUAUGGCUUUGAAGGUUUAUGAAUAUAUAGUCUAUUCAUUUUAUAAAACGUAUUCAUUUAAUAAAACCCGUAAUAUUGUAAAUGUAUUGCGAUUAUUGUCUACGGAAAUAGUAUUUUGUCAUAAAACGUGUAAAAUGUAUGGCGUUUAACUCUCGCUUGUGACGUCACUAAUUCCAUACAAAUUCGUUUGCGUUCGCUGCCUUAAAUACUUUCAAAAAUAGUUGCCCCAUUUAAUAAGAUUAGGGUGAUUUUUGAUUAUGGGGUCAAUGACUGGAAAAUGUGGCUUGGGUUUCAGGUUGUCUACAGUUUUUUUGCUGAAAAUUGAUUAUGCUAUUAUGGACACAAUAUGAAUGAUCUAACUUCUUUAUAAUAGAAUAUUAAAAAACAUUUUGAUGACGUAGAUAAUUUUAAUACAUAAAAGAAUCUUGUGACGUCAUAAUAGACACUCAAAUGUCAGUAUAAAUCCAACUCUUGGUAAUUUGCUAUAAAAUCAUCGUAAUAAGUUUUUCAUUUUUAACAGAAGUAUAGUUUAAGUUGAUCAAAAACACAUUGUAGGGUUUUUUGGUUCUGAGUGGUGCGAAGGGUUAUUUUCUAAAUAUAAGUUUUAUACGUA
This is a messenger RNA of Pieris napi, 2935 nucleotides long. It is a transcript of the gene spag, whose product is annotated as RNA polymerase II-associated protein 3-like. Gene Ontology annotation, molecular function: protein binding. Lineage: Eukaryota; Metazoa; Arthropoda; Insecta; Lepidoptera; Pieridae. The coding region runs from base 115 to 1575 and encodes 486 amino acids. The transcript has 10 exons. The record is from RefSeq and is a predicted model, not a curated record.